Seminavis robusta is the source of this 2983-nucleotide messenger RNA. NCBI's taxonomy places the organism in Eukaryota, Bacillariophyta, Bacillariophyceae, Naviculales, Naviculaceae. The record is from the annotation of a GenBank genome assembly.
GCCAUAACCACUGCAUGCUUAGGUCUACUUUGUACUUUUGACCAUGGCGCCCCCAUCCGCUGCGUUUGCGUCUGCCUUUGACAAGGCGAAGAAGAAAAGGAAACGAAAGCCCCAAGCUGCUGAGGAUCCUGCAUCCAUUUCGAAAUCGAAAUCCAAUCAGAGCCAUGAUGAUGCUGUUACCCCAAAGCCAAAGAACAAAAACAAAAAGCAACGCCCGGCAAAGAAAUCUCCACAGAGUGCGACACAACCAAGUUCCAACAGAGAAAAUCGAUCACUAGAAAAUGAUAAUGACAAGAGCAGUAAUCAGACGACAAAAAAGAAAAAGCAGCGUCCCGCCAAAAAGCAGCGUCCUGCCAAAAAGCCACGGCUGACUCAAGAAGCUCUCGAUUUGAGUGCCAAACUCAAGGAAUGUUCCCAACACAAGAAUCUGAAGCAAGCUCUACAGCUUUACUGGAAUGCGGAUGACUCGACCGUUCGAGAUCAAUUCCAUGCCUGUAUUGCCAUGGACUGCUGUGCUCGCUGUGGGGCAUUUGGUGAAAUGGAAAAAAUCUUUGACUCCAUCCAAAAUAAUAACAACAACAACCAGGGCGCUCCGAUAGUACGAGUGGAGACCAUGACGACUGCUAUCAAGGGAUACUCGUUGGCAGGAGAUUUGAUCAAGGCGACGCAAUUGUUCGAAUCCAUGUUGACGGCCAAAUCCAAUGCCUCCAAACCCAAUGUACGAACACUGAAUACUCUACUGAGAGGAUGUCUCUGGACGGCGGCCACCAUGAAUGACAAAGAUCAGACAAUCUGCGGAGGUGUUGUGACCAGUGAGACCAUGUGGCGAAAGUAUUGCCAGGAUCAUUCCGACUCGUUGGAUGUAUCUUCCUACGAAUACUCCAUAUCUCUAUUGUGUCAAAAUUUGCAAACGGAAGAAGCCACACAACGAAUCGACCAAUGCAUCCAGCAAUUUCCAGAUGCGUUGGAAACCCACGCAGCAAUCUAUUCCUCCUUGGCUCUGGCCAAGGCCCUUCUGGGUGACAAGGAUGGCGCCUUGGAGGCCUGUCGAAUGGCAAACAGCGCCGUUCAAAACGGUCACAGCAAUCCACAGAGCUGGAAAGGGGACUGCAGUGAGAGUCGGGCUACUUCCAAUACUCUGUUUCGAAAGCACCGUCUUUCGGAAAUGGAACUGCAUCUGCAAGCCAUUCAAGAGACAUGCCGCUCGAAAGAGUUUCCUCCGGACGAGGAUGCUCUUGCCAAACGAAUCAUGAAUGGUUUGUUUUACUUUUCGGGUGGAGGUGUCACCAAGGCGGACGAAAAUGACAACCAACUGCAAGAGGACGGCGGACGACUUUUGCGGCGCCAAGUGGUGAAUUCUUCGUGGCUGAGUUUUGGUCUCAAGGCUGCCUUGAAGAAGGACGCAGUUUCCUCUACCGAUUUUCUACGUGUCAAAGAAUCAGAGCGAUUGUAUCGCAAACUAAAAGACAAGAAAGAUGGCAUGGUGAUUCAGGAUGAUGGUGCGAUGAGGCAUGUUGACAAUAAGAACGACAGUAGACCAGUGAUUGAUGUAGAACUUGGAUCGGGCCAUGGUGACUGGAUUGUUCAUCAAGCCCAUGCCUUUCCAGAUCGCUAUCAUUUGGCCUGUGAAAUGCGAGCGGAUCGAGUGCAUCAGAUCUUUGCCAAAGGCAUGUUAGGACGGCUGACCAACCUGGCCGUUGUUGGGGAUGACUCCAAAAGCUUUCUGGAAAGGCUGCAGCCAAAAUCCAUCUCUACCGUAUUUGUCAAUCAUCCCGAGCCACCCACACAAGUCCAAGGCAAGUCUCAUGAGGACCUGCAAGCCAUCAUGGACAACGGUCUCGAACCUGCACACAUGCUGAGCAGUGAAACCCUCCUUGCGGCAGCAAAGUGCCUGCAAGAUGCACCGUCAUCUCGAAUGGUCAUUGUGACAGACAAUCCAAACUACGGACGCUUGCUCUGUGCUACCGUGGUGCGAAUCAAUCGCCAGGCAUCCAAUUCAGUAAAGCUUGAAUCAGUGGAUCCAGGAGGCCUUCGAACGGUAGAAACAGUGGACAAGAUACAGCUUUUGGGGGGACAGCCGUCAUCACGGAUUGGACACGCCGAGGCUGGGAAGAAAGGAAAGGGAUCCAGCUACUUUGACCGGCUCUGGCGAACCGGUGCUGGUGCCCAUGCCUCACGGAGUGAACGAUACAUUCUGGUUUUGCAAGUCGCUAGCUAGAGAGAUAGAUGGACCAUGAAUGCAUGGCUCCGUAAACCAUUAGCGUUAGCUAUCUGGGCCGUUCUUGCGUCAACAAUUAUUGGGCAUAAAAUAGCCAAAUGGUUGAUAUCACCGCGACCUUUGGAGCUGCGCCGUCUGUUAUGCAGACGUCUUUGCCCAUGGCAGGUUCUCCCUUCGUUUUAGUCAAGGGGCGGUUCGUCAAAGGCUAUUCGUUUCACUUUUGGAUUUUAAAAUAGCCAGCGGAUAGCGAUUCGAUUCGAAUGAUCAAUCAUUCCUGAUUUCGCAAUGGGCACCUCCGACACAAACAUCGAAGAUCCAUUAUUGCAGGCAGGCCGAAUACUUACAAGAACUCACGUCAGCCUUUCAUCCAACCAUGAUGCUUCUUCACACCUCUGUCGUCGCCUUUCUUGACUUGUCUGUGCCAAAGCUUUGAUGUUUUGGCCUCCCAUGGCUGUCGUUCGUCCUUCUACCAAGCCCAUCAAGUCUGCUCUCCCCGAGGUGGAUGUGGAUUGCACGCUAAAUCCAGAGUGUGAUGACGCCAACGAAGAGUUCUCAGCAGCAACCCGGAACGAUCCAAAACCUCCUUGUCGCUACGGUCUAUUUUAACUUCGAUUUUUUGUGAGGGGGUAACCAUCACUUCCACACAGGCUACACAUCUGCAUCGAAGAAUUUCGAACCCGGAUAACUGAAUAUGAGGCAGCUAGAUCUAAUGAAAACGAACAAUCCAAUAAAAGAGUACACGUGCAGUCUUUUGAAACCCAAACU